Molecule: messenger RNA, 618 nt
Organism: Plutella xylostella (diamondback moth)
Lineage: Eukaryota; Metazoa; Arthropoda; Insecta; Lepidoptera; Plutellidae
Source: RefSeq, a predicted model, not a curated record
AUGGAGAGGACGCACGCGGCGCCCAGCCGCCCCGCCUCACCAGGCUCGGCUGGCCCGCCCGGUGCCUUGUACCAGCACGCGGCGCCCGGCCGCCCCGCCUCACCAGGCUCGGCUGGCCCGCCCGGUGCCUUGUACCAGCACGCGGCGCCCGGCCGCCCCGCCACACCAGGCUCGGCUGGCCCGCCCGGUGCCUUGUACCAGCACGCGGCGCCCGGCCGCCCCGCCUCACCAGGCUCGGCUGGCCCGCCCGGUGCCUUGUACCAGCACGCGGCGCCCGGCCGCCCCGCCUCAACAGGCUCGGCUGGCCCGCCCGGUGCCUUGUACCAGCACGCGGCGCCCGGCCGCCCCGCCUCACCAGGCUCGGCUGGCCCGCCCGGUGCCUUACUCGGCUAUACUGAGUCUGAAGCAUGCCGUGAUGCGGAUGACAUGGUGCUCCGCAGCCCAUCGAACAACGGUCUCCAGAAGCUACUUUCAGUCAGUGAGCAUUAUGCCAAUGCUCACGGGCUGAAGUAUAACGUAUCUAAGACGGAGAUGUUGGUGUUUAGGGCUGGCAGAGGUCUGGAGAGGGUCCCUGAGGUGGUUAAAGACCAGGCCUGGCCCACCAAAGAGUGGAAAUAA